This is a messenger RNA of Hylaeus volcanicus, 342 nucleotides long. RefSeq lists its product as uncharacterized. The record is from RefSeq and is a predicted model, not a curated record. The coding region runs from base 1 to 342 and encodes 113 amino acids. Gene Ontology annotation, molecular function: nucleic acid binding. Lineage: Eukaryota; Metazoa; Arthropoda; Insecta; Hymenoptera; Colletidae. The transcript is spliced from 2 exons.
AUGUUUUACCAACACGAUGGAGCACCCGCCCAUUACGCCGCAAGUGUAAAGGCCUAUUUAAAUACAGCCUUUCAAGACAGGUGGAUCGACCGCGAUGGUGCUGUCCCGUGGCCCUCGCGGUCACCGGAUUUAAACCCCUUGGAUUUCUUCCUUUUGGGGUACCUGAAGAAUGAAGUGUACCGGCAGCCGGUUUCCACGCCCGAGGAAGUCGUUGCACGAAUCCACGCCGCGCUGGUGAAGCUGCAACCCAGCAUCCUCCGGAACGUCCAGGGCGCUGUUAUUCGAAGGGCGACGACGUGUCUAAGAGAAAACGGCGGUCACGUCGAGCCCUUUCUCCAAUGA